Molecule: messenger RNA, 1118 nt
Organism: Oryza sativa Japonica Group (Japanese rice)
Lineage: Eukaryota; Viridiplantae; Streptophyta; Magnoliopsida; Poales; Poaceae
Biological process (GO): double-strand break repair via homologous recombination
Cellular component (GO): Shu complex
Molecular function (GO): single-stranded DNA binding
Source: RefSeq, a predicted model, not a curated record
CCCGUAUCCCGGCGACAACCCCCCCCCCCCCCCUCUCCCCAACCCCCGGGGUCCACGGGCACAAUGGUGCACAGGUUCUUCUCCUGCACGGGCGCCACCCGGCCGCCGGCGCCCGAGAACGCUGACAUCACCCUCGUCUCGGGCCCUUCGUGCUGCGGGAAGACGUCGCUUCUCUUCCAGUUCGCGAUAAACCGCGCGACGGAGAGUGGACGAGGCGUGGUGUUCAUCUGCAGGAAGGGGAGACUGGAGAAUAGCCCCCCGUUCUUGUCCCAGGGUAUUGAUCUAUCACACAGCGUGCUUCAGAGAAUCCAUAUCAAAUACAUUGAAGAUGAUGAGGGCAUCAGAAAGUACUUCGCGGCAUUUCAUCUGCUUGGCAGCUUCCCUGCUGCAGUAAUUAUUGAUGAUUUUGCAGAUUUCUUCUCAGAAAGGAGCUGUCAGCAAAGAUAUGGAAAUGCUAGGGCUCGGGAUCUAGCAGUGGUUCGCAUAUUAGCUCUGUGUCAAAAUGCUGUUGCGCAUGCAAACACAAAGCUCGGAGUCCCUGGGUCUUGUAAUCUCUUGCUCUCUGAUGUUCAUCAAGGUGACACCCCAAGAUCCAUGUUCAUUUACAAGAGGUGGAUAAGUUCAAUAUAUACAAUCCAAGGUGAUGGGCAUGGAUCCUACAUACUCAAGAGCAUUAGCAGUUCAGAUUGUGGGUCCAGGGAAGGAAGAGCAGCCAAGUACUCAAUAGCACUGCAAUAUCUUGUGCUUGAACAUAUCAGCAAUGGAUAGAUCAUAUUUUCUACUGUUUGGUCCCAGUACCCAAACAUGUACAAUCAUAACCUUGGAGAAGCAGAAAAAAAGACUGUUCCAGCUAGUUUGGUAUGCACGAAGAGUAUCAAUUUCAACUGGCACAAAUGUGUUCAUUGUAAACGAGAACUGCAUCCUUAAUUGAAUGUAUGUCUAUUUAUGAAUUAGAGCCAACCCGAAAACAAGCCGCUACUGGGUGAAUAGAUUCUGUUCUUCUAGUUCAUUUUUAUCUCAGAUAAAGGGCAGUCAGAUUAAUGUAUACGAAUUUGAACUUCUGGGGAAUACAUUCGUUUGAUCUCCCAGUGAAUGUUUUCUACCAAGUAAUUUUUGCU